Eimeria mitis is the source of this 387-nucleotide messenger RNA. RefSeq lists its product as uncharacterized. The transcript is spliced from 3 exons. The record is from RefSeq and is a predicted model, not a curated record. The coding region runs from base 1 to 387 and encodes 128 amino acids. NCBI's taxonomy places the organism in Eukaryota, Apicomplexa, Conoidasida, Eucoccidiorida, Eimeriidae.
AUGGCUCCCUUCUACAAGACGGCAGCAACAGUUUGUAUCGUCGCCCUCUGCGGGCUCCAAUCGGAGGCAGCAGACGGUAAAAAAUACAAAUUUACGUCAGAAGAUGUAACUGAAGAAGCAUACUUGGCGGCCAACUUGGUCCGCAAUGGAAAUCUCCCAGUUCAUAUUAGCGAAGUCUCAAAGGACGACACCCUUGUUACUUCCUUGAAGCAAAAUGUAGAAGCCAAAGAAGCAUCCACUGACGGAACCUGCGAGACGUUGAUAGAAGGCGAUCUUAAGGAAGGAUUUCACCACAUUUUCGAGUACGAUGUCGAGACAAAAGCCACUCAUGACUACCGUCAAUUGCUGCAGGAAGCCCUUGACAAGGGAUUGGCAGUCUUCACGUAA